UUUGGGAAGCCUAAUCCGAACACUGGAGGGGUGUAAAACACCUUUCAUCUAUAAAGACAAUGAAAGAGAAGUCGAAAAAUGCCGCCCGGACUCGACGGGAAAAAGAAAACAGUGAGUUCUAUGAGCUGGCAAAACUCUUACCGCUCCCCUCAGCCAUCACAUCUCAGCUCGAUAAAGCUUCUAUAAUUCGCCUGACAACGAGUUACUUGAAAAUGAGAAUUGUUUUUCCUGAAGGUCUAGGGGAUUCGUGGGGGCACGUCAGCAGAGCCAGCUCUCUGGAUAGUGUCGGGCGCGAGUUGGGAUCACAUCUUCUUCAGACUUUGGACGGAUUCAUUUUUGUGGUCGCACCGGAUGGAAAGAUCAUGUACAUUUCUGAAACGGCUUCUGUGCACUUAGGACUGUCACAGGUAGAGCUGACGGGAAACAGCAUUUACGAGUACAUUCAUCCUGCUGAUCAUGAUGAAAUGACAGCGGUGCUCACUGCACACCAACCGUACCAUUCACACUUUGUUCAAGAGUAUGAGAUGGAGCGGUCUUUCUUUUUGAGAAUGAAAUGCGUCCUUGCAAAGAGAAAUGCAGGUCUGACCUGUGGUGGUUAUAAGGUAAUCCAUUGUAGUGGCUACCUAAAGAUUCGCCAGUACAGUCUAGACAUGUCACCGUUUGAUGGCUGCUACCAGAACGUAGGACUGGUAGCUGUGGGCCACUCGCUGCCCCCCAGCGCAGUGACUGAGAUCAAACUCCACAGUAACAUGUUUAUGUUUAGAGCCAGCCUGGACAUGAAGCUUAUCUUCCUGGACUCCAGGGUGGCGGAGCUUACUGGCUAUGAGCCACAGGACUUAAUAGAGAAGACUCUUUACCACCAUGUCCACAGCUGUGACACCUUCCACCUACGCUGUGCACACCACUUGUUGUUGGUGAAGGGACAGGUAACUACAAAGUACUACAGGUUUCUUGCUAAGGAGGGUGGCUGGGUGUGGGUGCAGAGCUAUGCAACCAUCGUGCACAACAGCAGGUCCUCCAGGCCUCACUGUAUUGUCAGUGUUAACUAUGUCCUCACGGAAACAGAGUAUAAGGGUCUACAGCUGUCCUUAGACCAAGUGACAUCCACAAAGCCUGCCUUCACCUACAACAGUCCCUCUAACCCUACCAGCGACAACAGGAAAGGCAGCAAGAGCAGAGUGUCCCGCCCCAAACCCAAAACACGCCUCUCCCCCUACUCAAAUUACCCAGGGUUCCACACAGAGCGCUCUGAAUCAGAUCAAGACAGCAGCCCCUGGGGUGGGAGUCCUUUGACUGACUCUGCCUCUCCUCAGCUAUUGGAGCAGAAUGAAAGCAUGGAUGCCUCCUGUGUCUACCGCCAGUUCCCAGAGCCACGCCCCUUGUGCUAUAGCCUGCCUCUCUCGGAGGAACACCAAGCCUCUGGUGACCAUCAGAGCCACAUCCACACCCAGGCCUGUGAAAGGGGGCGUUGUGAGGCUGGGAGGUACUUCCUAGGUACCCCCCAGCCCGGGCGAGAGGCAUGGUGGGGUGCGGCUCGCACUGUCCUGCCCUUACCCAAGUCCCCCCCCGAGAAUGAAGAUGGAUAUGAGGGUGUGAUGCCCCACAUCACCUCCAUCCACAGCCUACAUGUGAGGGGCCACUGGGACGAGGACAGCGUGGUCAGCUCUCCAGAUGGUGGCUCAGCUAGUGAUUCAGGGGACCGAUACCGAGGUGACCACUUCCGUUCAAGUCCUCAGGAGCCCAGCAAAAUUGAGACCCUGAUCCGGGCAACGCAACAGAUGAUAAAGGAGGAGGAGAGCCGUCUACAGCUGAGGAAAAGUGGUGUUGAGGUGCCUCUGGGCCCCACUAAUGGCCUGGCCAAGAGUCACAGCUCCUGCUUCGGCACUGAGUUCCCCCAGUCAGUUCUGCAAGGUGCAGCAUGCCGAGGGACGGCUCAGGUGAUAAGCCCCGCCCCCAGCCCCACCCCCCUGCCCCGCCUCAGCAGCCCUGGUUCUGAGCGGCUGGCCAAAGCCAAAGACUUCCUGCAGACUGAGCUCUCUUCUCCACAGCAGCAGGUGGCCCUUGCUGGCUCUUGUGCUGUGUCCCCCACCCCUGCGCUCUACCCCUCCCACCCACGCCAGUACCUGGACAAACAUGCUGCCUAUUCCCUCACAGGCUAUGCGCUGGAGCACCUCUAUGAGGCAGACAGCUUCAGAGGAUACCCGCUGGGCUGUGCGGGCUCCUCCCACUAUGACGUGGCCUCUCACCUGCGCAUGCAGGCAGAGCAGCCCCCCAGCCAUAAAGGAACCUCUGUCAUCAUCUCUAAUGGCAGCUGACGCUUAGCAACACACUCGCCAAGACUGGGGUCACCCCGACUGGCUUUUAUUCCCAAAGGGACAAAACACUAAAUUUUGUUUGUUUGUCUGAGAUCUUUUAUGUUACUAUUUGCAUUGAUUCUAGAUUUCAGCAUUGAGGAAACCUUAUUCAUCCAUUAAAAAGACAGAUGGCUCAGAUGAACUAAUAUUUGAAAUAGUCAUUAUUUUACAUGCGCAUAACCACCAAGGAAAUCUGGUUGAUUGCAUUUUUAUGUCAUCAAUUAGACUUCAGUUGGAAGAGAAAGGGAUUGGUUAAACAGUGAAAGUGAGAUUAUACAAAUGACCUAUAGAAGCAGAAGAGAAAACCAUAAUUGUUAGUUAUUGAUGAAUGUGAGCUGAGAUUAUCCACACAAAAAUGUCAGUGCAUUCACCAUGUCUUUACAGUCAGUGUUGCUAUCGCAUUUGGUACUUGAUUUUUUGAGUUAUGCAUUUAAGUACUCCCAUGUUCCUGUCUUUGUGUCUUAUUUACUUAUUCUGCCUGAGAAAUGCAAAAAAUAUGUCAGCAUUUGAAUUCAAGCCAUUUUCCCUGUAUAAAGGAAAAAUGAUGAAACAUGAAAAUUUUUAAUGUUGCACAAAUAUGUGUGAUGUGUUUUACCAACCAGGCAGCAUUAAUAGACCAAGGAGUAAACAAUCUUACAAUAAUUAAUUGUUUUAGGAUGAUGGCUUCUAUCUAUGAAUUUGACAGGAAACUUGACUCAUCUAAUCAGAAUGAUAGAUGACUGGGACAUUAAUCCAAAGUAUUUGGCCACUUCAAGUUGCAAAAUAUUCACUGGAAUAUUAAUAUAGUUCACUAUUUGGAGAAUAUUUCUACAGUGUUUGUCCUGUAGCAACAAAUUUUUUUUUUUUUUUUUUUACAAAUGCUUUGCAACUUUACCCCAGACCAAGCCACUCAAAUUUAACUCAUUCUCUGGAACUCUAGCAGGACAGCCAGGAUUAUGCAAUUGUAAUGACAUUUGUUUUAAUGUCAAACACAUGGCAUGGUGGAGGAAAUGAUGUACACACUCAUGGUUUUCAGUUAGUUGGGAUGCCUUCGCAUGUUGUAACUAGCCAGGCCAUUCCAAAGAGAUUGACUGUGGUCCAGUGAAAGUUGGAGGAGAGGAAGACAGAGGGAGGAGGGUGGAGGUGUGACAGUAGGCGUAAC
This is a messenger RNA of Electrophorus electricus (electric eel), 3495 nucleotides long. It is a transcript of the gene sim1a, whose product is annotated as SIM bHLH transcription factor 1a. Gene Ontology annotation, molecular function: protein dimerization activity; RNA polymerase II transcription regulatory region sequence-specific DNA binding; DNA-binding transcription factor activity, RNA polymerase II-specific. The record is from RefSeq and is a predicted model, not a curated record. NCBI's taxonomy places the organism in Eukaryota, Metazoa, Chordata, Actinopteri, Gymnotiformes, Gymnotidae. Gene Ontology annotation, biological process: regulation of transcription by RNA polymerase II.